This is a messenger RNA of Eimeria mitis, 1284 nucleotides long. Its product is annotated as RuvB-like 1, putative. The coding region runs from base 1 to 1284 and encodes 427 amino acids. Gene Ontology annotation, cellular component: R2TP complex; Swr1 complex; Ino80 complex. Gene Ontology annotation, molecular function: ATP binding; ATP hydrolysis activity; DNA helicase activity. Gene Ontology annotation, biological process: chromatin remodeling; box C/D snoRNP assembly; regulation of transcription by RNA polymerase II. The transcript is spliced from 8 exons. The record is from RefSeq and is a predicted model, not a curated record. Lineage: Eukaryota; Apicomplexa; Conoidasida; Eucoccidiorida; Eimeriidae.
AUGGAGGAGGCCCCCAAAGCUGAAUCGCCAGCAACUCCGCAAGCCAGCGAAGGCGUGAAGGUCACAGCUUCGGGCUUGACGAAGCAGCAACAACAAAGGGUAGCGGCCCACAGCCACAUUCGUUCUCUGGGGUUAGCAGCAGAUGGCACAGCAUUGCCACAGGGGGGUGGUAUGGUGGGUCAGCUGGAGGCGAGGGAGGCUGCAGGCAUUGUUGUUGAUCUGAUAAAAGCCCGAAAGCUUGCUGGCCAAGCGCUGCUCCUGGCGGGGCCCGUGAGCUCUGGAAAGACUGCCUUGGCGAUGGGAAUUUGCGGGCAGUUGGGGACGGGGGUCCCAUUCGUGCCGCUGGCGGCAUCGGCUGUAUACAGCAGUGAAGUGAAAAAGACAGAAGUUCUUCUUGAACACUGCAGAAGAGCUCUAGGUCUACGCAUACGAGAGGUAAAAGAGGUGUUUGAGGGGGAAGUCGUUCAGUUAGCCGCAGAGGAGGCUGAAAACCCUCAUGGGGGCUUCGGCAUUGUGAAACGCGUCGGCCGCAGUGACGCGUACGCGACAGAGUUUGACCUCGAGGCUGAGGACUUCGUCCCUGUUCCUAAAGGCCAUGUGGAGAAAAAGAAAGAAGUCGUUCAAACUGUGUCCCUGCAUGACCUUGACGUCGCCAACUCCAAACCGCAGGGCGGUACCGACGUCAUUUCUAUGAUGGGCGCGUACAUGAAACCACGCAAAACUGAAAUUACGGAACGAUUGAGGGAGGAAAUAAACAAAACAGUGAACAAAUAUAUUGAACAGGGAGUAGCACAGCUGAUCCCAGGAGUUUUGUUUAUCGACGAAGUUCACAUGCUGGAUAUCGAAUGUUUCUCCUUCCUAAACCGCGUGCUGGAGUCGCCAAUGAGCCCCAUAAUCAUUUUCGCAACCAACCGAGGAGUCAGCACUGUCCGUGGCACGGACUCUGUAGAGCCUCACGGCAUGCCCGUGGAUCUUCUCGAUCGCCUGCUUAUCAUCAAGACGCAGCCAUACACAAUUUCAGAAGUAGUGCAAGUGAUACAGCUGCGUGCGGCCGUAGAGCGCGUCAGCCUCACCCCCGGCGCUCUACAAGCCAUUGGCGAGAUAGGCGCUCAGACAUCUUUGCGCUUCGCACUGCAACUUUUGGAGCCCUGCCGUCUUGCAGCAGAGGCUCGAGGUUCAGAAAUAGUUGAGGCAAGUGAUGUGGCGGACGUCGACGCCUUAUUCCUUGAUGCCAAGACCUCAGCGCUGAGGCUUGCGGAGCAGGCUCACCGCUUCCCCUCAUAG